This is a messenger RNA of Suncus etruscus (white-toothed pygmy shrew), 1598 nucleotides long. It is a transcript of the gene MAF, whose product is annotated as MAF bZIP transcription factor. The transcript has 3 exons. Gene Ontology annotation, biological process: lens fiber cell differentiation; regulation of transcription by RNA polymerase II. Gene Ontology annotation, molecular function: RNA polymerase II cis-regulatory region sequence-specific DNA binding; DNA-binding transcription factor activity, RNA polymerase II-specific. The coding region runs from base 118 to 1356 and encodes 412 amino acids. NCBI's taxonomy places the organism in Eukaryota, Metazoa, Chordata, Mammalia, Eulipotyphla, Soricidae. The record is from RefSeq and is a predicted model, not a curated record. Gene Ontology annotation, cellular component: nucleus.
CGCUCCGGCAAGCUGGCUCACCCGCUGGCCACCCAGCACAGCCCGCUGCCCCCUCUCCUGCAGCCCAUCUGGCGGAGCGGCGGCGGCGGCGGCGGCGGCGGCGGCGGCGGCCGGAGAAUGGCUUCAGAACUGGCCAUGAGCAACUCCGACCUGCCCACCAGUCCCCUGGCCAUGGAAUAUGUUAAUGACUUCGAUCUGAUGAAGUUCGAAGUGAAAAAGGAGCCGGUGGAGACGGACCGCAUCAUCAGCCAGUGCGGCCGUCUCAUCGCCGGGGGCUCGCUGUCCUCCACGCCCAUGAGCACGCCGUGCAGCUCGGUGCCCCCGUCGCCCAGCUUCUCGGCGCCCAGCCCGGGCUCGGGCAGCGAGCAGAAGGCGCAUCUGGAAGACUACUACUGGAUGACCGGCUACCCGCAGCAGCUCAACCCCGAAGCGCUGGGCUUCAGCCCCGAGGACGCGGUCGAGGCGCUCAUCAGCAACAGCCACCACCAGCUCCAGGGCAGCUUCGAUGGCUACGCGCGCGGGGCGCAGCAGCUGGCGGCGGCGGCGGCGGCCGGGGCGGCGGCCGGAGCGGCCGGGGCGGCGGCCGGGGCGGCCGGCGCGUCCCUGGGAGGCCCCGGCGAGGAGAUGGGUCCCGCGGCCGCCGUGGUGUCCGCCGUGAUCGCCGCGGCCGCCGCGCAGAGCGGCGCGGGCCCGCACUACCAUCACCACCACCACCACCAUCCGGUGGCGCAUCACCAUCACCAUCACCCGACGGCCGCCGCGGGCGCGGGCGCGCCGGGCGCGGCGGGCGGCGCGGCUUCGUCGGCGGGCGGCAGCGGCCCGGCGGGCGCUGGGGGCGGCGGCGGCGGCGGCGGAGGCGGAGGCGGCGGCGGCGGUGGCGGAGGCGGCGGCGGCGGCGGCGGGGGCGCUUCUGCGGGGGCAGCGGGGGGCGCCCUGCACCCGCAUCCGCACCACGCGGCCGCCGGCCUGCACUUCGACGACCGCUUCUCGGACGAGCAGCUGGUGACCAUGUCGGUGCGCGAGCUGAACCGGCAGCUGCGCGGGGUGAGCAAAGAGGAGGUGAUCCGGCUGAAGCAGAAGAGGCGGACCCUGAAAAAUCGCGGCUAUGCCCAGUCCUGCCGUUUCAAGCGGGUGCAGCAGCGGCACGUCCUGGAGUCGGAGAAGAACCAGCUGCUGCAGCAGGUCGACCACCUCAAGCAGGAGAUCUCCCGGCUGGUGCGCGAGCGGGACGCGUACAAGGAGAAAUACGAGAAGCUGGUGAGCAGCGGCUUCCGAGAAAACGGCUCGAGCAGCGACAACCCGUCCUCGCCCGAGUUUUUCAUGUACCCAAGGGAAUCCUCUACAUCAGUGAUGUGAAAAAAAAUAUCCCGUUGCCUGAAGCCGAAGAGAAAAUACCACGCCGGCAUGCUAAUCGCCUGAGACAACUUGGCCCACAGACAGCCACAAAGCACAAAACAAAAAACUCAGAGAAGAACCAAGAAUGGUGUUUUCCUGGCGUCUACAAGAAGCGCUUUAUUUUAUCCCCCUCCCCAUCUCUAUUUCUUUUCUAAAAAAAAAUUCAAAAACAAAACAGAACCCCUACCCCCAAAAAGAAACCC